This is a messenger RNA of Pseudopipra pipra, 2899 nucleotides long. RefSeq lists its product as uncharacterized. The transcript has 8 exons. Gene Ontology annotation, cellular component: cytoplasm. Lineage: Eukaryota; Metazoa; Chordata; Aves; Passeriformes; Pipridae. The record is from RefSeq and is a predicted model, not a curated record. The coding region runs from base 740 to 2401 and encodes 553 amino acids.
GCCAGAUUGUUCUGUGCCUUGCCAGCCCAGGUGUUUUUGUGCUGCAGGUCAUGACUUCCAUGAAGAAAUUGUGCCAGGAAGGAACCACAGCUUCUGCCUUGGCACAGAUGCCAAGCCUUGCCCCCAACGGCUGCAGCUGCUUUUGGGAAUGGAUUCCUUCCAAGCUGGGGCAGGUUGGCCGGGCUGGGGGAGGCCCCAGGGCCCAUGGCAGUGUGUCACAGGGCCCUUUGUGACACGGUGGCCGUCGCCCAGGGGAUGGGUCGGUGUCCUUUGUGACCCGUGGGGAUAAAGGUGUUGGCGGCAACGCGGCCACGCCACCGUGCUCGGAGCGGGCGACUGGGCAGGACGGGACAGAGCGGUGCUGUGAGGAGCCUCCUCGCAGCCAACUCCUUUCUCGUCGACCAGGAGCGUUUUCGAGAGUUCUUUUUUGAUCAACUUCCCUCGAGGCCACAGCACAGGAGUUGGGGACCCGGAGCGUUUCUGAGGUGACCCCACUCCCUGUGGGAGUGGCCCUCGAGGCCAGGCCACGGGCCUUGGUGACCCGGAGCUUUUCCGAGGAGUCACCAGUGGCUGUGGCAGCGGCCCUUGAGGCCAUUUUUUGAGACUUUGCACCAGGGGCUUUUCCAAAACAUCCCCAGCCCCUGUGGCAGGAGCCCCGCAGGCCAUUGUGUCACACUUGGCCACCAGGGGUUUUUUCCAGGUUUCUCCCCCGCAGGUGCCCUCAACACCAGACUGUGCCAUGGCGGGGGGAUGCUUCGGCCUGUGCCGGCUGCUCCGGAGGAACAGGAAGAACAGGAGAGGCCCUGGAGCUGGCCCAGCACAGGAAGCAGAGGAGGAGGUGCAGCACUUGCAGCCACUGCAGCAGGAUCCAGGCCGGGACCGCCCAGAAGAGCAGGACCGCGCCCGUGGCCGCUUGCGCAGGGCAGUUCAGAGGUUGCUGAAAUUCAUGGGACUUCGGCGCAGAACAGCCACGACCGCACCGCCCGAGCUCCCGGCACAGCCUGACACCAGCGCAGCCGAGCUCGAGGCGGAGCCAGAUGUCAGCACUGCACCGAGUGACUGUGCAGCCAGUGGUGACAUGGCACCAACUCAUGUCACAGCAACCUUGGACACGGCAGCCAUUGAUGGCACAGAAACCACCGACAUGGCAGCCGUUGAUUGCGCAGCCACCUGUGACACGGCACCGGUUAUUGGCACAGACACCGCUGAGGUGGCACAGCUCGAGGGCACAGCAACCACUGACACGGCAGCGCAGCCCACGGUGGAGCCUGAUGUCAGCACUGCACCAAGUGACUGUGCAGCCAGCGGUGACAUGGCACCCAUGGAUUGUGCUGCCAGCGGUGACGUGGCUCUGACUGAUGGCACAGCAACCUCGGACAUGGCAGCCAGUGAUUGCGCAGCCACCUGUGUCAUGGCACCUACUGAUGGCACAGACACUGCUGAGAUGGCACAGCUUGAAGGCAGAGCAACCAGUGACACGGCACCGGUUAAUGGCAUGGACAUCUCUGACAUGGCACCGAUGGAUGGCACAGCCACCUGUGACACCGCGCUGGCUGACACCGAGAGAAGCUCUGACACGGCACCAACUGAUGUCGGGGCCAAGGCUGAUGACACGAUUGAGGGCAUUGCAAGCACUGACUGCACAUCCACGCCGGCACUGCCCUCUGCCUUCCAGGUCCUCGACUGUCUGGACGUGAACACCUCUCCCAACAGUGUCCUGCAGAUCCUGGCAAGGCACCUGCAGAGCCAGUGCCCAGAGAGGUGGCGCCUGGCUCUGCGAGGGCUCCUGGUGCUCAGCGUGGAUCCCUCAAUGGCCAAAGGCAUCUGCAGCCUGUCUGAGCCCCUCCUGGAGCUGCUGCGUGAUGGAGAUGGAGAGCUGGUCGCCAUGACCCUCUCCGUGUUCCGGAAUGUGCUCCGGGAUGGAGACAACAGUGAGGAGUUCAGCUCCACUGCCCCGAGGCUGGUUGAGGCGCUGCGGCCAGUCUUUGACCACGACAACAGCCACGUGCAGCUGCUGUCCAUUCGCCUCUUCCGAGAGGUGAUGGAGGUGCUGGCGGAAGAGGGAACAGAGCCCUGGGAGAUGCAGGUGCGCCAGAGCCUGGUCCCACUGUUCUUCCGCUGGCACGACGAGAACCAGCGCGUGGCAGAGGUGAGCACUGCUGGGCUCUGGUGUCCCCGGGGCAGGGGCUGGGCUGCCUCCUGCCCUGGGGCCUCAAGGGCUCAGGCCUCCUGCUGCCCUUGGAGCAGGGACACAGGGGCUGUGCCCUGGGCUGCGGUGCCAUGUCCCGCUCUCUGCUGCUCUGCAGGCUGCUUGGGAAGCACUGCUCUGGGCUGCAAGCUUCCUCAAGAGGAAGGACCUGGAGCAGCUGCUGGAGACAGAGCAGCCCUUCAGGUUCUGUGAUUGCCUGAUGGAAAAAGACCUGAUCCGAAGGGGCGAGCACCUGCAGCAGGCCCUGCCCUACCUGCAGAGCCCACAGGAGCCCCUGCGAGAGGCGGCCGUCAGGUUCAUGGGGCUCGCCGGCUGGCACAUGAGGGAGUGGCAGCAAGACCUGUGGCCCAUCCUCAAGGGCCUUACAGCCAUGAGCGAGGACGACUGCCCCUCCCUCUCCAACAUGAGAGCUGCACUCGUGGCCACUUACAGCCGUGCCAUGAGAACUCCACCUGCUCCGCUGAGACGACCGAUGUCCCUGCAACAGCCCCCCACCACAGCCCAGGGACCACUUCUCAGCGCGGCUGCACCUGCAGCUGAUGCUGGGCCCAACUGAGCCAGCCCGCAAGGCCAGGCAGCUCCUGGCCUCUGCAGCCCCAUGGAUGGCUCCCUCCUUCCAUUCCCUUCUCCUGACCCCACUUCAUCCUUCCCCUACUCCUGAUGUUAAUAAACCCUGGUUUUCUCCCCUUA